CCGCGAAAUUGUUUCUUGGAGUUGAGAGAAGUGCUGCACACAGUAAAAUAGGACAAGUUGACGCAUGUGUGGGAGCGCACAGAGAGACGGGAUAAACGCGGGGACAGCAGCUCAAUCGAUCGCCGUUUUGCUGUUCUGAUCCCAUUCGGGCAUCCUCUGCUUAAUCCAGCGAGACGGGGGACGAUUCAGACUGUUAUCUCUCCUCGGGGGGUGUUUAUUUAUCCGCCCUACACCUCAGUAAGAAAACGCACCCUUUGCGGAAUGGUCACAUUGAGGACGACACGUGUGGAUGGUUAACCACAUGUUUCCUGGGAACAAGGCCGUGUGAUUAUUUUAUUGUCGGCGUAUUUUGGGGGGGAUUGAUUUGAAAGAUUUAAUUACGCCAUUCCGGUACGGGACAGGGAUUUGCUCUAGUGAUGUCGGAGGUUGAUUUCUCCGCAGAGUGCCUCUCCAGCCGACCCCCGGGACUGCCAGAGGACACGCUGAAAGAGACCCAAGAGAACAGGACUUUACUGAUGGUGGCAAUGAUUUUACUGGACUUGAACAAAUGCAAUCCCAACGCUAUCAGUGGGGGAGGAAGCAGAUGUCUGGGGGGAGGCGACGCCGGCGCGCAGGACAAGGUGGAGCGGGGCGGUUGCCGGUUGAACACCGGAGAGACUCGGGGCUCGGCGGCACCAAAACAGUCUCGGAAUAAAAAGACGGCGGCAGUAAGGCAGGAGUGCCCCGAGAAGCGGCACUGCUGCCCUUUUACCGGCUGUGGGAAAAUUUAUGGCAAAUCGUCCCACCUCAAAGCCCACCUUAGGGUCCAUACGGGUGAGCGGCCGUUCGAGUGCACCUGGCCGGACUGCGGCAAGAAGUUCUCGCGAUCAGACGAGCUGACGCGUCACUACCGCACGCACACGGGCGAGAAGCGCUUCACCUGCCCGCUGUGCGACAAGUGCUUCAUGAGGAGCGACCACCUGACGAAGCACGCCCGCCGACACGCAGGCUUCCACCCCAGCAUGCUGCAGGGCACCGGGGCGGCCAAGAGGCGCCGCUGCUCCGUGUCUGUCUCCUCGUCCGACUCCGGAGACCAGAGCCCCGCCGGGAUGUGAGACACACACACUGCAACAACACACACGCACACACGUCCUCACGGUUAUAUGCGCACACAGGCAUGUGUGGGCUACAAAGACACGCCCACACAUGCGCGUGUUGUCUUUCCACACACGGCAGAAAGUCACAGUGCUGACUACUGAACCAGCACUCUGCAAAUGUUAGACGACAAACAGAGAAAGACUUUUCACAAGUUCCAGCCUCCCCAUCCUGUUGCCAAGGUGACUCAAUGGAUAUUUCAGUUUUCCUAAGGGUCUUUCUGAUAGCUUCAGCUGAUUUGUCUGAUAUGAUUUUUCUAAAUAAAAUAUGGCAUCAUAGCAGUAGUCAUGGUACUUAUAUGAUCUUUGACAAACUAGAAUCAAAGUGUCACUUUGCAUGACUGACUUAGUGUGUGUGUGUGUGGCCAUGUGCAGAUACAUAUUAUUUGCUGAAGGACUGUUUCCAGGACCUCUUAGUCAAGUAUCAAUAUUUGAUUUAAUGUGUGUUGACAAACUGAACAGACCAUUAAAAUAACAGUGUUGUCAAUAUUAUUAUAAAGCCACCACCACCACCACCACCACCACCAUCAUCAUCAUCAUCAUCAUCAUCAUCAUCAUCACACACACACACACACACACACACACACACACACUGUUCUUUGACAGUUACUCUCCACUGCAGGACAAGGUGAAUGUAUAGCAGUAUUCUGAUGUAAAUAGAUUAAACACACUACCUUUCCAAUGAAUGAUAUUGUAUACUUAUAUUGUUAAAUGUGGAUAAUUACAUACUAUGAUAAGACAAUGCUCUAAUUCAGAAUGAAUGAGCUUGGGAAUUUAAUUUCAUAUAUUUGGCUGUGUACUUAGUAAAUCAGGUACUGUGGGCUUGUAGGUCUAGGGCUCUAGGCAGUGUGUUUUCUCUUUCUAGAUUGUGUUAUUACUUCAGUAAACUUUUUCGUUUGUUGUUUUGUAAAUGAUUACACCAAAAUACCUUACAGUCCUUUGACAAGACCACACUACGUUUGUGAAUCUCAUGGGAUAUUUUUUUUUUUCCAUAUUUCAUACAUUUCAAGAAGGAAUUUGUAACAGUGUUGCCUUUGCAAAAGUUGAGGUCAGAAACGCUUUUGGAUCUCAAGAAAUUGCCUCAUGUGCAGUGAAAGUGUUCCAGGUUUCAGCUGGAAUUGAAAAAGACUGUGCCUUUCUGGGGUUUUGUAGCAGCAAGGCAUUUCUACAUUGUUCAACCUGUGGAAAUAUCGACCACCUUGAAUGAACGACAUCAGAUUCCUGUUGAUAUUCAAGCCUUUGAAUGUCGAUGUGAUUUGUCUCUUACGCCAACAGGGCCAGUUACUGUGUACUGAAAUGGACUUUUUUUUACUCUCUUAAGAUUACAUUGUAUCAGGGAAUAAUGUUCAUACAUGUUCACUUAAAUCCACUUUACACCCCCUGGUGGUGAUUUGGAAGCAUAACAUUUCUCUCAACACAAGAAAAGGUUUUGGUUGCAUCUUUUUCUUAUGUUCUGUAAUAGCAUUUUUUCAUGUACUCUUAUAUUUGUGAAUCAACUAAUUCCAUCAUGUAGCAUGCUUGAAUGUUGUUUGAUAGAGUAUUUUUUUUUUAUUUGUCUGGUAGUCAUUUGUAAUAUUGCUAAUGGGAUGGCAGGUGUUAUUUGUUCACUUGGCUGAGCUGUAAAUGAGAUGAUGUCAGGCGAUGAAAUUGUUCUGUCAGUUCUUGCCCAUGUAAUGCAUUGAAAACGUCCAGGUAGAGUGUAAAGUUAUACAGGUACACACUACACCUGUAAAGUUAAGUGGUGUAUUUCUUUUUCAGCAUUACAUGACAACUGUGAUUAGAUGUUGGUGCCUUUCAGCUUGAAGCCCUUACAUUUGAUGCAACUGUACUGUAAUCAGGGACUGUCACCGCAGACCCACAGAUCUGUUAUCAGAUGUACAUAGCUGUGUAAUUACUGCUUAAAACAUUUAACAUUAAAGCUACUUUCCUUUCUAAA
Molecule: messenger RNA, 3069 nt
Organism: Myripristis murdjan (pinecone soldierfish)
Lineage: Eukaryota; Metazoa; Chordata; Actinopteri; Holocentriformes; Holocentridae
Gene: klf9
Product: Kruppel like factor 9
Exons: 2
Coding region: 417-1094 (225 amino acids)
Biological process (GO): regulation of transcription by RNA polymerase II
Molecular function (GO): RNA polymerase II cis-regulatory region sequence-specific DNA binding; DNA-binding transcription factor activity, RNA polymerase II-specific
Source: RefSeq, a predicted model, not a curated record